This is a messenger RNA of Leptonychotes weddellii (Weddell seal), 1575 nucleotides long. Lineage: Eukaryota; Metazoa; Chordata; Mammalia; Carnivora; Phocidae. The record is from RefSeq and is a predicted model, not a curated record.
GGUGUCGCGCAUCCUGAGGAAGGCGGCGGCCGAGCGCAGCGCCGAGGAGGGCCGGCUCCUGGCCGAGAGCGAGGACCUGGUGACGGAGCUGCAGGGCCGGAGCAGGCGGCGCGAGGGCCUGAAGCGGCGGCAGGAGGAGGUGUGCGACGACCCGGAGGAGCUGCGGAGGAAAGUGCGGGAGCUGGCCGGCGCCGUCCGGAACGCCAAGUACCUGGUGGUCUACACCGGCGCAGGGAUCAGCACGGCAGCCUCUAUUCCAGAUUACCGGGGCCCUAAUGGAGUGUGGACACUGCUUCAGAAAGGGAGAAGCGUUAGUGCUGCUGACCUGAGUGAGGCCGAGCCAACCCUCACCCACAUGAGCAUCGCCCGCCUACACGAGCAGAAGCUGGUGCGGCAUGUGGUGUCUCAGAACUGCGACGGGCUCCACGUGCGGAGUGGUCUGCCUCGCACGGCCAUCUCCGAGCUCCAUGGGAACAUGUACAUUGAAGUCUGUACAGCCUGCACUCCCAACAGGGAGUACGUGAGGGUGUUCGACGUGACCGAGCGCACCGCCCUGCACCGGCACCAGACGGGCCGGGCCUGCCACAAGUGCGGGGCCCAGCUCCGGGACACCAUUGUGCACUUUGGGGAGAGGGGGACGCUGGGGCAGCCUCUGAACUGGGAGGCAGCCACUCAGGCUGCCAGCAAAGCCGACACGAUCCUGUGUUUAGGUUCCAGCUUAAAGGUUCUGAAGAAGUAUCCUCGCCUCUGGUGCAUGACCAAGCCCCCCAGCCGGCGGCCCAAGCUCUACAUUGUGAACUUGCAGUGGACCCCAAAGGAUGACUGGGCUGCUCUGAAGCUUCACGGGAAGUGUGAUGACGUCAUGCAGCUCCUCAUGGAUGAGCUGGGCCUGGAGAUUCCCCCCUAUAGCAGGUGGCAGGACCCAAUCUUCUCCCUGGCGACUCCCCUACGUGCAGGUGAAGAAGGGAGCCACACUCGGAAAUCGCUGUGCAGAAGCCGGGAGGAGCCCCCGUCUGGAGACCGGGGUGCACCACUUAGCUCAGCCCCUGUCCUAGGUGGCUGGUUUGGCAAGGGCUGCACUAAACGCACAAAAAGGAAGAAAGUAACGUAACCUGGUGCUGGACAAGAACAACUGGCACUUUGCAGAUGACGGAACUAUGAUUCAGGGGCAAGGCCAGCACAGCCCCGGGGUCCCGCGAGCAUCCUCCGGGGAGGACUGCUUCGUCCUUGGUCCUAGCGGGAGCCGCCUUGGCACUGCUGUGGCCUCCUCGGGCGUGGGCCUUCGGAGGACACCUGGCCUGUCCAGCCUCUUCUUAAAGAGGUGGCAGCCAUGCCUUUGUGCAAGAACAGAACUCGGGUUAUUUCACAACUGGCCAGUCAGGAGGAAGCACACGGCUGCCUUUCCUCCUUCACCGGGCUAGUCUCAGGGGCCUCAAGCCUAUUUCUACUGCUUCUUACUAAAACACGGUGACUUUAUAGCAACCUUUUUCUGAAUUGGGUUUGCGGCAGAGGGGUGGUUUUGGGCCUGGGCGCUCAGCAGGCCUUUUUAUUGUCAUUAAACAUCUCUGCACUGUC